AAGCAGCAAAAAUAGAAAGAGAAUUGCAGAAAAAGAUGUCAUCUAAAGUAAUUAUUACACGUAUUGCACGAAACAAACGAAAAUGCGUCACAAAUGUGUAUGGUUUAGAAAAUUUUGCUGCUAAAUCAUUUGCAACAAAGUUCGCUUGUGGUUCAUCAGUUGUUAAGAAUAAUCAAGGAAAUGAUGAAAUCGUAGUGCAAGGAGAUGUUUCAGAUGAUUUAUUUGAUUUUAUAUUAGAGACAUGGAAAGAU
This is a messenger RNA of Racocetra persica, 251 nucleotides long. NCBI's taxonomy places the organism in Eukaryota, Fungi, Glomeromycota, Glomeromycetes, Diversisporales, Gigasporaceae. The record is from the annotation of a GenBank genome assembly.